Molecule: messenger RNA, 561 nt
Organism: Sporothrix brasiliensis 5110
Lineage: Eukaryota; Fungi; Ascomycota; Sordariomycetes; Ophiostomatales; Ophiostomataceae
Exons: 2
Coding region: 1-561 (186 amino acids)
Biological process (GO): transmembrane transport
Molecular function (GO): transmembrane transporter activity
Source: RefSeq, a predicted model, not a curated record
AUGGACGACAAAUCAUCGUCGACAGCCGCAGUUCACCAGAACAAGCAGGCAAUCGGCCAGAAUGAAACCGAUCGGAUACAGCAACAUGAUGGCCUUUAUCAGAUCAUCAGCGCCAUUGACGAGAAAGACGCAAAAGACCGGUACCGCGAGGAGGCAGCCGACAACACCGUCGGCGAACGAAUACAGCUGGACGACGACGGCACCAAAAGGCCCGAAGACAACCAGCAGACACCGAGCCUGUCCAACAGCGAGAACGAGACCCUGAUCGUGGCCUGGGAGGAGAAUGACCCGGAGAACCCCUACAACUGGUCCAAGACGCGGAAAAUCAUCCUCCUCAUCACAACCAUGACGUCCAUCAUCAACAGCACAAUGGGCAGCGCGCUUCCUAGCAACGCUGUGCCCUACAUGGCGAAGGAGUGGGGCGUGACGUCGUCCACGCAAAUGGUGCUGCCCGUGUCGACGUACCUGGUCGGCUACAUUCUGGGGCCUCUCGUGUGGGCGCCGCUCAGUGAGCAGUACGGCCGCCGCGCACUGGUUCUUGUGACGUUUGUUUCUUCAUGA